UGUAAAUGUGCUGAAGAUACUCGCUGCCCCAAGCAUCAGGCACCCUCCGUUUUUAUCUACAGUCACAGCAGUGACUCCCACAGGGAAUUCUCUACAGGUGCCUUGGCAAUGGCUCUGCUUUAAGGAGACAAAAGAUUCUGCUCCUUGUUUUGCUGUUAUCCUUGGGACAUGUGGGAGCAGCUUGAAGUUCAAACAGACCCCUCUCGCUCAUGCCAAGAACCGGAACAUUAAGGAAUUUGCCUACACUGCUGACUGCAGGGUUGCACAGACCUGUUUUUGACAGUAGGAGAAGACCAAAGACUCCUUAAACUGUGGCUGUAUUUAUCGCUCCAAUGCGCACAGGUCUGUGUUUUCAUUGAGAGUUCUUCCCCCUGAUAAUCCCCUGCAUGGUAAAAGUUGCGGUGAGGUCAUGCUGGGGCUUGUUUGAAGUUUUUUUUCCCCUAACUCUGUCUCCGUCUCUCUCACAAGUCAAAGGUGAGGGAUUAUGCUUACUUUUGGAAUGUGGCCUGGAGGUGAAAGACUCAGAGUGUGGCUGUGUUAGAGAGAGAGUGCUUAAGUUGCCGAGAACAAGCUUGUGGAGGUGUCCGUGAUGUGAAAUGUGAUUUCUAAAGGAAAGAUCACAUCUCCUCACCAAGACCUAGUUGGUAAAACUCUAUAUGAAGUUGUUGUUUUCCAGAAUGGGACUCCAGGAGGAACUGCAGACUCUUACGCCUUCAGGAGGGGCUGAGAGGAGGGUAGAAGCUGAGCUGGGAGUUGUUAAGAACAACGUGGGAGAGGAGGACAACGAAAGACAAGAGGCGGAUCAGAGGGAGGAACGUCGAGAGAGCCCGGGGCAGAGGAGGAGUGCAGUUGGAAAACUCAACAGGUGGUUUUACCUGAGCAGUACAGGGAAUGGGGGGUGGAGGAAAGGGGAAGUACUAGGAAUGAGGACGGACCAGUUACCGUCUUUCUUCCAGGACAGCUGUGUGCAACAAGCCUCUGCGGAAGACUUCGAUUUGGCUGGGGAAGAGAAAGCUUGGACUAAAGAAGUCUCUGCUGAUGUUUGCCACAUUCCCAUUAAGGAGAAAAAUUGUAAUGCUAUAUCUGUGGAGAAUGCAACAGAAACUCAUGUGGCGGUCUUGCGAAGGCCUGCACAUGGGCUUCGGCUCCUGGGCAGCAGAAGAGUGGUGAGCAUGUUUGUCUUCCCAGAUGACAAAAGGAUACUCCCAACCACAACAACCAACAACCAAGACAGCUCUACAAAACCCCACAGUGUUUGCAUGUUGGCAGCUACCACUUAUAGCAACGUUCUUCUGCCUACCUCUACCCCCAAAAAGCAAGGCUGCCCGGAUGUGGUCCAGCGGUGUCAGACAAGACGUGCCGAGUUGCGUGCCAUAGACGGUCUAAAACCAGACAUGCCGCCUUCUGUCAGCCUGUUUCAUUAUCCACUAGAAGAACCGCUAAUCUGUCGGACUUCAAAAAGCAGAAGCAAACCGCGGCCUGUUAGCAUGACUGUUCUUGAGCUUAAUAAAGAGCGAACUGGAUCCCGGGAUGAGCUCGCAAGCCACGCUUCCACUGGCACCAGUAGUUUGCCUCGUCCAGGCUUCCGAUGGAAAUGGUUUGGUCGUCAGGCAACGAGCAAGGAAGUCGUAGUGACUCAGACUUCAACAAGGCUAAAGGAACCAGAUAAGGUGGAAGGACAAAAGAGAAUGUUCGGAUCACUGCGGAGGAGCUUGAGUCUCAGGAUGAGGCGGAAUCGUAAUCAACUUGAGCAGGAGGACCGAACUGAAUGGAGACGUACUGCAAGUAUCGGAGAAAAAUCUAUGCCAACCACUCGUCCGUUUUCCUACCUUACUGGCAGGACAUUAAUGCCAGCUCGUGAGCAAGACGAGGACCAAGGGGCCACACAGUACAUACAGUACCAAACUCGUGGCAAGGUAGCGGUCUUGGAGGUCCCUCUCUGUCCUGCCAAACUAACCAAGCCCACCAAACAAUUGCAACCAGAGACUAGUUUUUGGCAACUAAUUACUAAUCGUUUUAAGAGGAAGGACCCGUUGUCCAGCAACAAAUCUGAGCUGUGCCCUGAAAGCCAAGCAGUUGGCAGCAAUCCCCCUGUGAGAAAUAAAAAGCCAGAUUCUGUUGCUAUAGAGACUCUAGCUGGCAUUGGUUUCCACAAAGGUCAAGAUUCCUUUGUCAACAGUCAGGAAUGGACAUUGAGUCGAUCAGUACCAGAGCUCAAAGUGGGCAUCGUGGGAAACCUGUCCAGUGGGAAGUCAGCAUUAGUUCACCGGUAUCUGACAGGAACAUAUGUCCAGGAGGAGUCGCCUGAGGGAGGGAGGUUUAAAAAGGAGAUUGUGGUGGAUGGACAAAGUUAUCUCUUGCUGAUCAGGGAUGAAGGCGGCCCCCCAGAACUGCAGUUUGCUGCCUGGGUGGACGCGGUGGUGUUCGUCUUCAGCUUGGAGGAUGAGAUCAGCUUUCAGACAGUUUAUAACUACUUCCUGCGUCUUUCCAGCUACAGGAACACGGCAGAGGUUCCCAUGGUGCUGGUGGGGACGCAGGACGCCAUCAGCGCUGCCAACCCCAGAGUGAUAGAUGACGCCCGGGCUCGGAAACUGUCCAACGACCUGAAACGCUCCACGUAUUAUGAAACUUGCUCCACCUAUGGUCUGAACGUGGAGAGAGUCUUUCAAGAUGUUGCUCAGAAAGUGGUGGCGCUGAGGAAAAAACAGCAGCUUUCGAUUGGUCCGUGUAAAUCUCUGCCCAACUCUCCCAGCCACUCGUCUGUCCCGGCCGCAUCCAUCCCCUCUGUACACAUUAAUCAGGCUGCUAAUGGAGGAGGUGCGUUCAGCGAUUACUCCUCCUCCGUUCCCUCCACCCCCAGCAUAAGCCAGAGGGAGAUGCGCAUCGAGACAGUGGCCGCCUCCAACACUCCCACGCCCAUCCGCAAGCAGUCCAAACGGCGCUCCAAUAUCUUCACAUCACGGAAAGCCAGUGAUCAGACAAAGAGCAUUGAGAGUAAAACUGACAGUAUAGGGAGUGGAAGGGCCAUACCCAUCAAACAGGGGAUUUUGUUAAAAAGGAGUGGGAAGUCACUUAAUAAGGAGUGGAAGAAGAAAUACGUAACUUUGUGUGACAACGGCCUGCUCACGUACCACCCCAGUUUACAUGACUACAUGCAGAACGUCCACGGUAAAGAAAUCGAUUUGCUGCGGACGACGGUGAAGGUACCCGGGAAGAGGCCACCCAGAGCAGUGGCUACGGUCGCCCCUACAGCCAGCCCGAAAACCAACGGACUGACCAAAGACCGCAGCACUUUACAACUCGGUAUCGGGGCCACAAGCACUCCUCACUCUAACAGCAGCAGUUCCCUUCAGUCCGGAGGCUCUGCGGCCGGUGUGACUUUGGGGACUAGUAAAGAGGGGAUGCACCAGCGGUCGUUCUCUGUGUCCAGUGCAGAACAAUGGAGCGAGGCAGUUAUCAGCACCACGGCAGCCAAUGGGAUGGCAGAUCCUCUCAGCUCCACCCCUGGCAUGAGCAGCGCCACCAGUCCCAAACUUGAGCCUCCGCCAUCACCUCAUGCCAACCGCAAGAAACACAGGCGGAAAAAGAGCACGGGCAUCACCAAACCAGACGGGCUUUCUGCAGGGAAUGAAGAGCAAGAAGAGUCCUUUGAGUUCAUCAUUGUGUCCCUGACUGGUCAGAUGUGGCACUUUGAGGCUUCCACAUAUGAGGAAAGAGAACUCUGGGUGCAGGCCAUUGAGAGUCAGAUAUUUGCCAGUCUGCAGUCCUGUGAAAGCAGCAAGAACAAGUCUCGAUUAGGAAGCCAGAGUGAUGCAGUGACCAUCCAGUCCAUCAGGAACGUGAGGGGAAACAGCUUCUGUGCAGACUGUGACGCCCCCAAUCCGGACUGGGCCAGUCUGAACCUCGGCGCUCUGAUCUGUAUCGAGUGCUCCGGGAUGCACAGGAACCUGGGUACACAUCUGUCCCGCGUACGGUCUCUGGACCUGGACGACUGGCCGGUGGAACUCAGCAUGGUGAUGACAGCCAUUGGGAAUGCCAUGGCCAACAGCGUAUGGGAGGGCUGUGUGGAAGGAUACACCAAACCCGGUGUGGACAGCACCAGAGAAGAGAAGGAGCGCUGGAUCCGGGCGAAGUACGAGCAGAAGUUGUUUCUGGUGGGUCUUCCUCAGUCUGACGUGCCUCUGGGGCAGCAGCUCCUGCGGGCGGUGGUGGAGGACGACCUGAGGCUGGUGGUUCUCCUGUUAGCCCACGGCACCAAAGAAGAGGUCAACGAGACGUACGGGGACGGAGAUGGACGUACCGCGCUGCACCUGUCCUGCGCAAUGGCUAAUGUGGUCAUCACACAGCUGCUCAUCUGGUACGGCGUGGACGUGAAGAGUCGCGACGCUCGCGGUCAGACGCCGCUGUCCUACGCGCAGCGAGCAGGAAGUCAGGAGUGCACCGACAUCCUCAUCCAACACGGUUGCCCGGGCGACAGCGGCGGCCUGUCGACACCCACGGCCACCCGACACAACCCCAACAUCAACAACAACGCUCAGUGCGAGCUGAACCGUAGUGUUAGCAUCAUGUAAUCGUGUUGAUGUUCCCAUAGAUGCUGCUCUCGUUAAAUGGCAUCAUUUCCCUCAGCAGUACGUCAUUAUUAGGAAACUGUGCGUAGUGCCAUACGUGUCACGUAAAGCCAUCACCCCAUGACGACUUCCUGUGACCAAUGUUAGCGUACACCGAGAAUUAGCAGUGUUAACAUUAUUAAUGCGUGUUAUUUUUAAGCUGAAGAAAAUGACGUUUUUAAGGAUCCUCUUGUCUGUGUAUAGAGCAAAAUAAGAGAAAUGAUGGGCAACGGGUUCUAAACAAAUUCAAGUUUUUAUUUUUAAGGUACAUCGGUUUAGAAAUAAUCAGUAUUGGAUCCUCUGGGUUUUUGUCCAUCGGAAUGUUAAAUGAUGUUGUUAAAGGGAUAGUUCAACCAAAAAUUAAAAUUGUGUCUUUAUUUACUCUCCCUCAAGUCGUUCCAAACCUCUUCUGCGGAAAAAACAAACAAACAAACAAUAUUUUGAUGAAUGUUGGGAACCAAAACUGGCUACUGACAUUCUUCAGAAUAUCUUCUUUUAUGUUCCACAGAACAAAGAAAGUCAUGAAGGUGAGUAAAUGAUGACAGAAUUUAGAUUUUUGGAUGGACUGUCCCUUUAAAUCGGCGAUUCUGAUGAAACCUGUCAAGAACGUGUAUUUCACCUCAAAGUCAAAAGAAAAGAAAAUUUGUUUUGCUACUUUAAUUUUAAGGGUUAAAUAAAGAUAAAAUAUUUAAUUUUUUUAUUUUAAUAUAGUGCAAAAUACUGUAUUACAGUAAUGAGAAUCAUAAUGAAAGAAAUAAAAGAAUUACACAAAAAAAUAGUAAUACAAAUUUUAAGGGGGAGAUUGUGAAAAAAAAAAAAUCAGAAUGCAAAAAAACUCUUAAUGGUCCUUAAUUUUCUUAUACAAAAUAUAUUUUAUUAAUUUUUGAUUUUGAUUUUGGGGUGACCUGGAUGUGCUCUUGUGAGUUUCACACAAAAACGCUUCAUUCAAGUCAACUUAUGCUUUAAAUCAACUUAUGCUAAACAUAUUUGAACCCAUAUUAUACUCAAACUUCACACAUUUAUUGGUUGCACCACCAUUGUGCCCUUGAACGAAGCUCAGAAACACUAUGGCUGCUGGGUAACGCAUUACCAUUUGUAGCAUCAGUGUGAGAUAACAAAACCCAAAUCAUCAUACUCGUUCCUAUUUUACAUUUAGCCUUUACGUGAUUGUCUUGGAAAGAAACACCUUGAAAGGCUUGAUUACCUGACAAAUACUGUGUUAUUAAGGAUGCCUUGUCUGAAUCAUUUCUGGGCCGGUCUCAAGUGGUCUUAUAACUGUUUGACACUGUCGUCCCUCUCCGGCGUAAAGCACUCCUGCCUAAUGAGAGGUCCAUUCAGUAGCAGCGGACGGUACCUACGCGCUAGAUUACGAAAUAAGACGCUCUCGCCGUGAAGUGUGUGUUUGUUACGAGUCCAGUGACCUCCACACUUGUGACAGUGUGGAUGUUUUUGUAUCCAUUAGAAUCCAGACGUGUGUUUCUAAUCGAAUGGGAUGGGAUGAACGGGAUUAUGUACAGAUGUGUGUAUAAAAUAGCUUUUCCUUCUCCCUCUUGAAGCUAGAUGUGUGUCAUGUGAUGGCCAUUAUGUACCCAUCCGAAACCUAUCAGCCUUAACCCUCGUUUGCUAAUGUGUACGGCGUGAACUUUUACAAAACACUCCUUACUUGAAAUAUGAAAUCAUGAUUAGACCCUGAUCAAUAUUUGGCACGUCAGUUAAAGGGAAAGUGGUAAAGUGAGAGGGAGGUGUCGAGUUUUUACCAGACAGUAUUUUAAGUUUACAUUAUUUUAUUUUUUUAGGUGUUUUAUAUGGAAGCUCGUUUCUGCCAUGGAAUAAAUUUUUUUUUUUUUAAAGUAAUUGAUGUUUUCUCUCACAAUCCUGACUUUUUUUCUCACAUUUGCAAGUUUGCAUAUCUCACAAUUUUGAGAAAAAAGGCAGAAUUGAGAUAUAUAUUUCUGAGAAAUUGCUGAAAUUCUAAGAAAUUCACAAUUCUUGUGAUUUUGACUUUUUUUUCACGCAAUUUCAUUUUUAUAUCUCACAAUUCUGAAAAAUGGCCGAAUUAGUUGAAAUUCCGAGAAAUUGUCACAGUUGCAAGAUAUAAACGUGCGAUUCUGACUUUUUUCACGUAAUUUCAUGUUUAUAUCUCACAGUUCUAAAAAAUGGCCGAAUUAGUUGAAAUUCCGAGAAAGUAACAAUUGCAAGAUAUAAACUUGCGAUUCUGACUUUUUUCUCGCAAUUUCAUGUUUAUAUCUCACAAUUAAAAAAAAGACUGAAUUAGUUGAAAUUCCGAGAAAGUAACAAUUGCAAGAUAUAAACUUGCGAUUCUGACUUUUUUCUCUCGCAAUUUCAUGUUUAUAUCUCACAAUUCUGAAAAAAUGGCAGAAUUGUUGAAAUUCUGAGAAAUAGUCACAAUUCUUGUGAUUCUGAUUUUUUUUUUAAUGCAAUUUCAUGUUUAUAUCUCACAAUCCUGAAAAAUGGCCGAAUUAGUUGAAAUUCCGAGAAAGUCACAAUUGCAAGAAAUUGUCACAGUUGCAAGAUAUAAACGUGCGAUUCUGACUUUUUUCACGUAAUUUCAUGUUUAUAUCUCACAAUUCUGAAAAAUGGCCGAAUUAGUUGAAAUUCCGAGAAAGUAACAAUUGCAAGAUAUAAACGUGCGAUUCUGACUUUUUUCACAUAAUUUCAUGUUUAUAUCUCACACUUCUGAAAAAUGGCCGAAUUAGUUGAAAUUCCGGGAAAGUAACAAUUGCAAAAUAUAAACUUGCGAUUCUGACUUCUUUUUCUCGCAAUUUCAUGUUUAUAUCUCACAAUUCUGAAAAAUGGCCGAAUUAGUUGAAAUUCCGAGAAAGUAACAAUUGCAAGAUAUAAACUUGCGAUUCUGACUUUUUUCUCGCAAUUUUAUGUUUAUAUCGCACAAUUCAAAAAAAAAAAAUGACCGAAUUAGUUGAAAUUCUGAGAAAUAGUCACAGUUGCAAGAUAUAAACUUGCGAUUCUGACUUUUUUCACGUAAUUUCAUGUUUAUAUCUCACAGUUCUGAAAAAUGGCCGAAUUAGUUGAAAUUCUGAGAAAGUCACAAUUGCGAGAUAUAAACUCGCAAUUCUGAUGUUUUCCCUUGCAAUUGCAAGUUUAUAUGUAGUAAUCCUGACUUUUUUCCCUCAGAAUUGAUAUGAACUUACAAUUCUGAGGAGGAAAAGUCAUCUCGCAGUUUUGACUAUAACUCGAAAUUGAGACUCUAUAUGUCACAAUUCUAAAAAGACUUUUUUCUUAGAAUAGUGAGAUACAAACUCACAAUUGCGAGUUAUAAAAUUAGAAUCAUUAGACAAACUUGCAAUUCUGAGAAAAAAAAGUAAUCUCACAAUUCUGACUUUUUCUUGCAAUUGCAAGUUUAUAUCUAACGAUUCUGACUUUAUAACUUGCAGUUGCAAGUUUGUAUCUCAAUUCUGAGGAAAAAAGACAAUUGCGAGAAAUAAAUGGCAAUUACUUUUUUUUUCAAUUCCGUGGCAGAAACAAGCUUCCAUAGUUUUACCUUCUAGCAGGUACAUUUUCUUUCAUAUCUGAGUCAAAUUUGUACAUGCAUCCUUCAUCUAACCAAGCUUUAGGAGAAAUGCCAUUGAUUUAAAAUACAACGGCUUUUAAUGUCUGCGGUUAAUUGUAUUUUAGACCUGUUUUUAAUUCUGGAAGGUCAUUUGGAGCAACAUGCAUGUAAAGUUUCUUUUGGUGGUCUGCCCACCGCAACCCUUUUGACCUUCAUAAAGUGAACAUAUAUCAACAUUAUGAACAUUUUUUAAAAAUAUAUAUAUACCUUGAGUUUGGGCUCCUGUGUAUGGCGUGAGGUUACUUGGAUGAGCUUUUGGGAAUAUGGCCGUUGAAAAUGAUAAUCAGCUCUCGCCCAUCAUCCCUGCAACUGCCGGAUUAUUGAACGCCGGGAUGCGCCUGUAAAGCUCAAUAAGUAGCCCAGUACCAGAGAGAGGCACCGUUCUGUUUUUAAGUUGUUUUUGGUACCUGUUUUUGGGUCUCAAUGUGUGCACAUUGUCUGGCCAUUGAGGUACUUUGUGUAUUAUAUGUACAUUUGACAUAUUUAUAAAAGCAAGAUGUAAAUAAUUCUUUUUGUUGUUGCUUUUAUUGAGCUGUUUGAUAACUUUUUGUUGGUUCUUUUAAUUUGUCAUUGUUUUUAAAGGCUCCUUCUGAACAUGACGGAGCAAUUUCAUGAGAGUUAGCUGUUGUGUGAUUGGAUGCUUGGCUGGCUAUUGACAUAAUAAACACUCCAAUAAAAUGAUUUAUACCAUGA
Megalobrama amblycephala (Wuchang bream) is the source of this 8889-nucleotide messenger RNA. RefSeq names its product ArfGAP with GTPase domain, ankyrin repeat and PH domain 3 (gene agap3). Bases 657 to 4571 code for a protein of 1304 amino acids. Gene Ontology annotation, molecular function: GTPase activator activity; GTP binding; GTPase activity. NCBI's taxonomy places the organism in Eukaryota, Metazoa, Chordata, Actinopteri, Cypriniformes, Xenocyprididae. Gene Ontology annotation, cellular component: nucleus. The record is from RefSeq and is a predicted model, not a curated record. The transcript has 18 exons.